GCCCCCCCUCCUCCCCCUUUUUACCCGGCAGCUCGGCGACUCUGGCUAGCCCCGCCGGAUUAUGUCUGCACUCCGAAGGAAAUUUGGGGACGAUUACCAGGUAGUGACCACCUCGUCCAGCGGCUCGGGCUUCCACCAGCAGCAGCAGCAGGCGUCCAGCCACAAGAAAAAGCGCCAGCGGUUCGUGGACAAGAAUGGCAGGUGCAACGUGCAGCACGGCAACCUGGGCAGCGAGACCAGCCGCUACCUGUCGGACCUGUUCACCACCUUGGUGGAUCUCAAGUGGCGCUGGAACCUCUUCAUCUUCAUCCUCACCUACACGGUGGCGUGGCUCUUCAUGGCCUCCAUGUGGUGGGUCAUUGCCUACAUGCGGGGUGACCUGAACAGAUCCCACGACGACGAGUACACGCCCUGCGUGGCCAAUGUCUACAACUUCCCCUCGGCCUUCCUGUUCUUCAUAGAGACAGAGGCCACCAUUGGUUACGGCUACCGAUACAUUACGGACAAGUGCCCGGAGGGCAUCAUCCUUUUCUUGUUCCAGUCCAUCCUGGGUUCCAUCGUGGAUGCUUUCCUCAUUGGCUGUAUGUUCAUCAAGAUGUCGCAACCGAAGAAACGGGCGGAGACGCUGAUGUUCAGUGAACAUGCGGUCAUCUCCAUGAGGGACGGCAAACUCACGCUCAUGUUCCGGGUGGGCAACCUCCGCAACAGCCACAUGGUCUCUGCGCAGAUCCGCUGCAAACUCCUCAAAUCUCGCCAAACACCUGAGGGCGAAUUCCUUCCUCUCGAUCAACUUGAACUGGAUGUAGGCUUUAGUACUGGAGCAGACCAACUUUUCCUUGUUUCGCCACUUACGAUUUGCCAUGUGAUCGAUUCCAAAAGUCCCUUUUAUGACCUUUCUCAGCGAAGCAUGCAGACUGAACAGUUUGAGAUAGUUGUCAUCCUAGAGGGCAUCGUGGAAACAACUGGGAUGACUUGUCAAGCCCGAACGUCAUACACAGAAGAUGAAGUUCUCUGGGGACAUCGAUUCUAUCCAGUUAUUUCCUUAGAGGAAGGAUUCUUCAAGGUAGACUAUUCCCAGUUCCAUGCAACAUUUGAAGUCCCUACUCCACCUUAUAGUGUGAAAGAACAGGAAGAAAUGCUUCUUAUGUCCUCCCCUUUAAUAGCACCAGCUGUAAGUAGCACUAAAGAAAGGAAUAAUUCUGUGGAAUGUCUAGAUGGCCUAGAGGACAUUGGUACAAAGAUACCAUCAAAACUGCAAAAAAUGACCGGAAGGGAAGACUUUCCUAAAAAACUAUUGAGGAUGAGUUCUACUACUUCAGAAAAGGCCUACAGUAUGGGGGACCUACCUAUGAAGCUUCAGCGAAUAAGUUCUGUUCCUGGCAACUCAGAAGAGAAACUGGUAUCUAAAACCACAAAAAUGUUAUCAGAUCCCAUGAGCCAAUCUAUGGCGGACUUGCCACCAAAACUUCAAAAACUAUCCGGAGGUAGAAUGGAGGGGAACCUCCCUCCCAAACUGCGGAAAAUGAAUUCUGAUCGAUUUACAUAACAUGAAGAGACCUUUAGAUAUUAUUUCAUGUUUGAAUUGCCAUCAAUCCAGUUUAAGCAGGAAAAUAGUACACCGGAAACUGUUUUAGAUGACCAGUUUUCCUUAGAACUACAUGCAGUCGGUGACAGUUCUCUCCCCUGAGGUCGAAAGACUGUUGAAUUCAAUGAUAAAAGAUCUAAAGUUCAGCUUGGGGCCAUAUGAAAGCUAAUAUUAAUCGGCAUGUAGUAUCACAACAAGCAUGCAAUAAUAGUACGCAAAUUUUGCAUAUAGUUUUAUGGCAUGGUUCUUACUAUAUUUAUACUGUAUAUUCUUGGGGGGAAAAACAUGUAAAUGAGGUGUUACUCUCUUAUAUUUCUUAAACAUUAAAUAAUAGAUAAACAUAACAGUGGGUCGCAAACAGGGCAGGCUACGAAUUGGUUUUUUUAAUGGGCACAAUCCAGCCAAAGUUAAACACUGUGAACUCAAUUUAUUUGUCUGCCAUAUCCUCCUCAUUCUCCACAAGUUGCAGGGUAUUCUUCUGCCACUGACCCUGUUUCCCGUCCACUGGAAGCCUUCCUGUAACUGGAGGAGAAUUACACGGGAGGACAUAAUUAAUAAAUUGGAUCUGUGUCUUUUAAAAGAUUUAAGCAAACGCUGAAAUCUUUUCCUUUUCAGUCAGUGAAACUUCAGAGUGUUUUGCUUUGGCUGAAUCAUGCCCAAUAAUAAUAAUAAUAAUAAAGACUUCUGAUCUAAAUUGUGAUGUUUUGUUUCUACUGCAUGUUUUCUUCGUUAAAUAAGGCUAAAGCUAUUAUACAUUCUGAACACCAAAACUUUUAACCUUAAAUACCUUACUUUUUAAAUAAAUUUUCCCACCUUUUUGGCUAGAA
Heteronotia binoei (common prickly gecko) is the source of this 2412-nucleotide messenger RNA. It is a transcript of the gene KCNJ3, whose product is annotated as potassium inwardly rectifying channel subfamily J member 3. The record is from RefSeq and is a predicted model, not a curated record. Gene Ontology annotation, biological process: potassium ion import across plasma membrane; regulation of monoatomic ion transmembrane transport. NCBI's taxonomy places the organism in Eukaryota, Metazoa, Chordata, Lepidosauria, Squamata, Gekkonidae. Gene Ontology annotation, molecular function: G-protein activated inward rectifier potassium channel activity. The transcript is spliced from 3 exons. Gene Ontology annotation, cellular component: plasma membrane. Bases 62 to 1546 code for a protein of 494 amino acids.